Aedes aegypti (yellow fever mosquito) is the source of this 1573-nucleotide messenger RNA. RefSeq lists its product as uncharacterized. Gene Ontology annotation, biological process: regulation of transcription by RNA polymerase II. Gene Ontology annotation, cellular component: transcription regulator complex; nucleus. NCBI's taxonomy places the organism in Eukaryota, Metazoa, Arthropoda, Insecta, Diptera, Culicidae. Gene Ontology annotation, molecular function: DNA binding. The record is from RefSeq and is a predicted model, not a curated record. The coding region runs from base 292 to 1356 and encodes 354 amino acids. The transcript is spliced from 2 exons.
CAUACGUCUGCGUCAAAUCGUUUGCGCCUCAUCGCACAAGUAGCCGGCUGGCGAAGAUUCUCGCGUAAUUCAUCUGAAAAGUUAGUCGUUGGUCAGCGCAGUGCGCGACUAAGUCGUUUGCUAAUCUAAGCGGUAGUGCACAAGUUGAGUUAAAGUGAUCAUUGCAAGUUGUGACUUGAUUCGAUAGAUAUAAUCCACUGUGACCUUGUGCGUGAGUUGACAACGGGUUCAACGAUUGUUCUUUCGGUGAAGAGCUGAAAUACCUCUAGAUAGUGUUGUGGAUCGUUCAAGAUGGCGCCGCCCAUCGCAUUGAGCACUGCUGUGGCGUGCGUUCCCGGUAGCGUAUCGCCGCAGUUGCAAGUAAUCGGUUCUGGAAGCACAGUUUCCCCAGGCCCUGCUACUGCUGCUAUUAUCGGGGGGCCAUCGUUGCAAAGCAAGAACUGCAACUUCAACGCCGAUACGAUCAAGCUCAUCGACUGCGUUAAAGCCCGGCCGGCUUUGUGGCACCGUAAACAUCUCCGGCAGCGCGUGCAAGUUGCGCACCGAGGCUGGGAGGAGAUUCGCAAAACGUUCAAGGCCAACGACGUAUCAUCCCUCAAAGUGCGCUGGAAAACUCUUCGUGAUAGCUUCCGCCGGGAGGUAAAGCGCAUGGAAGAUGGAGAGAUCUCCAAGUCCGCAUGGCCUCUAUUCGACCGCAUGUCGUUCCUGAUUGGACACUUUCGCACGCGAGAAGGCCUUUUGAAAAGUGAGGCAGCCUCACCAACUCCGUCCAAAUCGGACGAUCAUUGGAAGUAUGCCUCCGACUCGAAACAGGACUCACAAACCGAAACGGAUGAACCGAUGCCUCAAAAUGCUGCUACGUCGUCCAUGGGCGAAAGCGAAACUGAAGUGGUGGAGUCCUACACGGUAGUCUACGCCAAUGCAAAGCCACCCACGUUCGAAAUUAUCCAGCAGCCUCAAGAGCCUGCGGCCACUACGUCUGCACAUGUUGAGGAGAGCGAUCCGGAGGACCUCACCAUGAUCGAAACAUACGAAACGGUGCAAACGGAAGAGCAUGACCAUGACAACGGUAAGAUGGAGGCAAGCUCCAGCCAAGACGUGAUCGAAGUACCAGAGCACGUGUACGGAGAAGUGACGUUCAAAAACAAGCUGCGAGCACGUAUCAAAACUGAGCCGGUCGAAGGCGAUCAGCGCAGAGGGCCGGAGAGGAGUUGCGGUGCAACGUUGGAGGCGGACUCGGAUUACAAUUUUCUGAUGAGUUUGCAUCCAUUCAUGCGAAAACUUCCGGGCCGCAAGAAUCUGUCGGUGAGGAUUAAGAUUCAGCAGCUGAUUGCCGAGGCGAUGGACGAGAUUUAGGGAGACUGAUGAGCAUGAAUGACACUAUUUGAAAUUGAAUGAGAUCUGUUUUAUUGUUUAUUGAAUGUGGAUUGCGUCGUUAUACAAAAGAUGAUUAGAGUAUGAAUUCGUAUUGAAUUUUAGGUAAGUGUGUUUUAUUGACGAUAAUUGGAAUAUUUGGACUUCUAAUAAAACCACGUUAAGCAUUUUUAUCCAAAUAUGGGUAAAUGCUCUAAAA